AUGACGCAAACUUUACAAGAAACGAACACAGACUCUUCUCUGACUAUAUCUGACCUAAAAAAUAUUACAGAUAUUCAGAAUGUGAUCGAAAAACUAAAUGAGAUUGUUAAAAACCAGAAUGACUCAGAUGAAGACGAUUACAUUGAAAGGCCAUGCCGUGUCUUCGAUCCAGAGUGUAUCAGAUCGUAUUUCGCUGCGCAUGGGCAUUGUAAGAAAGUAGAUGGUACUGUGCCGGAACCGUUACAUAGAUCAGCAUCUACUGGUUACCUACCACGAAUCAAUUUGACAGUGACUUUGGUGAAUGUUGACUAUUAUGGACUUAAUGGACAGAUCGUUGAGUUUUACAUUAAUAGAAAAACUAAUAAACUGGUGUUGGCAGUUCAGAUGAGUAAUGUAGUAUCGUUUGUGCGGCCAGCCUAUUUUAGGUUCCAUCGUCGAGCGCAGGAACCGAUCGUGAGGAGCACACCAGCGAGGGUCCAGUUUGGUACCAUUACACCAACAAUUAUAAUACCAAAUUUGAACGACUUGAGACUGGACCAAGCCGAGAUAUUCUCGUACAUUGAAUCUCCUUCUCCCAUAACGACGGUGAACCCGUUGGCUUUUGCUAGCACAGAUUAA
Messenger RNA from Pieris rapae (cabbage white), 618 nucleotides. RefSeq names its product fibrohexamerin-like. The transcript has 6 exons. Lineage: Eukaryota; Metazoa; Arthropoda; Insecta; Lepidoptera; Pieridae. Gene Ontology annotation, cellular component: extracellular region. The coding region runs from base 1 to 618 and encodes 205 amino acids. Gene Ontology annotation, molecular function: structural molecule activity. The record is from RefSeq and is a predicted model, not a curated record.